Molecule: messenger RNA, 525 nt
Organism: Capronia coronata CBS 617.96
Lineage: Eukaryota; Fungi; Ascomycota; Eurotiomycetes; Chaetothyriales; Herpotrichiellaceae
Exons: 2
Coding region: 1-525 (174 amino acids)
Source: RefSeq, a predicted model, not a curated record
AUGCCUGAGAACUACAUCAACCCAGCCCGGCCCAAGAUUCGGUUCUCCCUGAUCGAAUGUAUUACCAUCGGCCUAGGAGCCGGCAGAGUGGGUGUUGCAGCGUAUUCCAUAACCCACCGUCCCAACUCCUACGUGCCGGGGAAGACGCUCGCGCGCCUGUUCAAUCUCGACUUCUCCAAGUUACCGGACACCAUCAACCUCGCGAUGCACUGGGGCCAGGGGAUGCUCGCUGCUGGAGUGCGCGGCUUGAUGAGCUAUUACGGCAUCGUCGGCCCGUUUGGGAGCUAUUUGUUCAUGGGGGUGCGGUUGUUGGUCGAUCAGACGUUGGAGAAUUAUACGGGAGUCGGGGCGUUGCCGUGGUAUGUUGUUCAAAUUCUUGUUCUCAUUCUCGUCCUCGUUCUUGUUGUCGUUCUUGUUGUCGUUCUUGUUGUCGUUCUUGUUGUCGUUCUUGUUGUCGUUCUCGUUGUCAUUUGUGUCAAGAUUCAAACGUUCACUCUGUUCAUCCCUCCAACGGAGGAGUUCUAA